Cynocephalus volans (Philippine flying lemur) is the source of this 498-nucleotide messenger RNA. RefSeq names its product cytochrome c oxidase subunit 6B1. Gene Ontology annotation, cellular component: mitochondrion; respiratory chain complex IV; mitochondrial inner membrane. The record is from RefSeq and is a predicted model, not a curated record. Lineage: Eukaryota; Metazoa; Chordata; Mammalia; Dermoptera; Cynocephalidae. The transcript has 4 exons. The coding region runs from base 101 to 361 and encodes 86 amino acids.
GCGUCUUUAGGUGAGUGUGGAGGGCUCGGCUACCUGGGACCCCAGCCUGGUGGGUUGACAACCCGAACCCCAGCUUCCUCGAGAACUGGGAGUCAGCACCAUGGCAGAAGACAUCAAGACCAAAAUCAAGAAUUAUAAGACUGCCCCUUUUGAUAGCCGCUUCCCCAACCAGAACCAGACCAGGAACUGCUGGCAGAACUACCUGGAUUUCCACCGCUGCGAGAAGGCAAUGACCGCCAAAGGGGGUGAUGUCUCUGUAUGUGAAUGGUACCAGCGUGUAUACAAGUCCCUCUGUCCCAUAUCCUGGGUCUCAGCUUGGGAUGAGCACCGGGCAGAAGGCACAUUUCCUGGGAAGAUCUGAACUGACUGCACCCCUCCUCUCCUCUGUCCUCUGUCCUCCCAGGGUGGGUAAAGGGGGACCUGGGUACAUGGUGAUCCCUGCCCUGGGACCCUGAAUCAUGACUUAACUAAUAAUAAAAACUCAUUGGAAAACUGUAA